AUGGAGCCCGAAGUUUGGGCGGCAACGCUACAGGAAUCCGAGAAUGGCUGGCUGACGUUUCGGCCAGACCAGACCAUCCAGUCAGGCUGCAUAGUAUCUUCGAGGUUCGGAGUUAAACAGAAAAACAAAGUGAGGCCAAUUGACAACUUUCGGUCCAGCCUAGUUAAUUCAACUUGCGGCGUCCGCGAAAAGGUGGCCAUGGACGGAGUAGACGAGAUAGUCUCCCUUUGCCUCCAUUGGCUGCGCAGGAAGAGGCCUGUUGACCCCGACGUUCGGGUCGUGGGUCGUACCUGGGAUCUAAAGAGCGCGUAUAAGCAGCUCGCCGUGCGCGCUGACCACAAACGUUUUGCGGCGAUAUGUAUGAUAGAUCCUAAAACAAACGAGGUCAAGAUAGCUGACGUUCACAGCAUGCCAUUUGGCGCUCUCGCGGCAGUGCACGCUUUCCUGCGUUGUGGUGAGGCUAUCAAAGCCAUCGGGCGAUGCAAGCUGUUGUUGGUCAUGACCAACUUUUUUGAUGAUUUCACUGUCCUUGCGUCCAAGGGAAACAGCAAGCGUGUGGGACUCGUAGUCUCUUUCCUCUUUCGGAAACUCGGAUGGGACGUAGCCCAGGAAGACAAGAAGAACGCUCCAUUCGGGGAAGUCUUCGACGUGCUAGGGGUCCGCAUAGAUCUGUCUCAGCAGCAUCUUGGAUUGGUAUCUAUCUGGAAUACUCCAGAACGUCUGGAGGAACUUCGAGCCGACGUUCGGCGGCUUUUGCUGGACCAGCGCAUCAGCUAUGAAGAGGCCCAGCGCCUCAGAGGACGUUUCCUCUUUGCAGAGCAGAACGUUUGGGGGCGUAACUCCAGGCAAGCCAUUGUGUGCCUCGAAGACGUCCCUGAUACUAGUUCUGGGCCUGUGCCCCUCACUGAAGGCCCAGCUGUCAGCCCUGCGUUUUCUGCAGAGCAGGGUCCUGGAUGGCAGGAAGCACGGUUGUGGCUGGACGGGGCCUGCGAGUGGGACGUUCCCUCGAGCUCUCCAAUCUGCGGCUUUGGCGGGGUCUUGUUCCUUGGAGACCAGAUCCUCGCGUGGGGCUUUGAACUGCCCCGCGCCGAAGGGAAGAAGUGGGCCGAGCGUGUCGGCAAGCAACAACUGGUUUUCGAAUGCGAGCUUCUGCCCUAUUUGAUUAGCCUGCAGUUGUGGGGCACGUUGCUCAAGGCCUGCGACCUGAUGAUUUUCAUUGACAAUGACGCAGCCAGGGCGUCCCUGGCAAAGUCCUUUACGAGGAAAGAAGAGGGAGCCCGAAUCGUAUUCGAGGCGGUGGAGGAAGAAGAGAGGCUUGACGUUCAAGCCUUUUUCAUGCGAGUUCCCACAUCUAGCAACAUCGCAGAUGGACAAGAGAUCGCUCGUUUGAAAGAGCACUUUGGAAGCCCAUUACAUUUGCUGGCAGCGUUUGACAGCGAAGAUGAGAUCAAAGAGCUGAUCGAUGUUUAUUGGCCAGGGAUUGGAUCUGAUGGAGUUAAGGAGCGUGUGAAGACUCUGCUUAAGUGGUCGGCAGAUAACGCCAAAGCGGGCAAGCGGCGGAGGCGUGAGAUUCUCCGAGAUUCUUUGGAGACUCUUCCGUCUCGGCCAGCUAGGCCGGAGCUGGCAAAAUCUUUUGAAGAGGCCACGAGAGACAAUCCUUUGGUCUUGCUGGAAGGCCUAGCGCGUCGCAAGAAGCUGCUCAGAAGUGAAGCGGACCCUACGCAGAGGGCGAGUGAAGAGAAGGUCGCACGUGAGAAGUACGCCAUACUUUUGUGUAGCUUCAUCAAGGAAGCUAAGCUGCCAGUCACCGAGCAGCUGCAGGACGUUUCAGAUCCGGAUUCAGUUUGGAAGAGGUUGUUCGGCAACGGGAAGGUUCCAGAGCCCGAAAGAUUUUCGAAGGACACUACAUGGAUUGCACAGCUGAAUUCUUUGACGUCAGACCUGAAGGCCGCGUCUGCACCAGUGCGCCAAGCCCCGAUGUUGACUGUGGCUAUGGUUGUGUCCUUAGAGCUGCAUGUGGUCAAGAAAGAUGAAUCGCUAUUUGAGAGGGCCAUGUCGUGGAUAGCUUUAGUGGCCGUUUUCGCCAGCAUGAGAAUCGAUGACCUUCAAGGAGUCAUUCCUAAGUCCAUGGCCCUCACUGAUGCAGGUUUCAGAGCCGUUCUUGGGCGCACCAAGACGACGGGCAGUGACUGUAG
This is a messenger RNA of Symbiodinium pilosum, 2195 nucleotides long. The record is from the annotation of a GenBank genome assembly. NCBI's taxonomy places the organism in Eukaryota, Dinophyceae, Suessiales, Symbiodiniaceae.